This is a messenger RNA of Lasiodiplodia theobromae, 1245 nucleotides long. Its product is annotated as Glucan endo-beta-glucosidase. The transcript has a single exon. Bases 1 to 1245 code for a protein of 414 amino acids. The record is from RefSeq and is a predicted model, not a curated record. NCBI's taxonomy places the organism in Eukaryota, Fungi, Ascomycota, Dothideomycetes, Botryosphaeriales, Botryosphaeriaceae.
AUGGCCAGCCCAAUCAAGCGCCUCGUCCAGCGCCUCCAGCGCCUCCGGAAGCAGAAACAAAGCCAAUCCACGCCAGCAGCCCCGGCCAUUCGCCGCCAGCAAGCCCAGCAGCCGAUCCGUGCCACGGCCGAUACUCUGAGCAUUGACUUGGUGAACAACACUAACUCCAGCAAUGUCUAUGCCUACAUUACCGGCCAGGCAAUCGACAACAACAAUGCCCUCUUCAUCCUGAAGGCUGACGGCGUCAGCGCCUACUACCCAACCUCCCCCUCCAAGGAAGGCGCUGAUCUCUCCGACGAUGCAUCGAUUCCAUUGGGUGCCCCGGGCUCGACAAAAACUGUUACUAUUCCCCAUCUUGCUGGCGCUCGCAUCUGGUUCUGCGUUGACGACAAACUCACCUUCCUCCUGAAUCCAGGGCCCGCUCUAGUCACCCCCUCAGUGACCAACAACUCAGACCCCAACAUCAACAAGAAGUGGGACUUUUGCGAAUUCACCUGGAACAGCUCCCAGCUCUACGCCAACAUCACCUAUGUGGACUUCGUCGGCAUUUCUGUUGGGCUGAAGCUCACGAACACUGCGGGUGCCACCCAGUCGGUGACCGGAAUGCCCGAGAACGGCCUUGACACCGUUUGCUCUGCUCUGCAGGCGCAAUCCAGCAAGGAUGGCGCGCCGUGGUCCAGCCUCAUCGUCAAGGACUCCAGUGGUGCCAAUCUGCGAGCGCUCUCCCCGAACAACGGUGCAGUCACUGGCAACGACUUCGGCACCUACUUUCAGGACUACGUGAACCGCGUCUGGUCCAAGUACGCCUCUGAAUCUCUCAGUGUCAAUACGCAGGCGUCGUUUGGUACUGUUACCGGCAAGAUUUCGGACAACCAGUUUGUCUUCGAUACCGAGACCUUCAGUCAGCCCUCAAGCGCCGACAUCUUCUCCUGCAGCACUGGGCCCUUUGCCAAUCCUUCUGGAAGUCAGCUCCGCAAUGCCAUCAUUCCGCGUCUGGCUGCUGCGUUCAAUCGCAGCACUUUGUUGGUUGAUACCACCACACCGGCCACCAGCAUCGACGAGUACUACACCGACGCCAUCACCAACCAUUAUUCGAGGAUUGUACAUGAAGCAAACACAGAUAAACGUGGCUAUAGCUUCCCGUAUGAUGACGUAGCUCCUGAUAAUGGUGCAGAUCAAUCGGGAAGUGUGUUUGAUGGGGCGCCCCAGGUGUUGACAGUCUACAUUGGCGGCAAUUCUUCGUAA